This is a messenger RNA of Vicia faba (fava bean), 1179 nucleotides long. Lineage: Eukaryota; Viridiplantae; Streptophyta; Magnoliopsida; Fabales; Fabaceae. The record is from the annotation of a GenBank genome assembly.
AUGGUGGCGGAAGCAGAGGUUGUGUGUCAGCAAAGCGUGGGUGUGUUGGAGGUGAAGUAUUUUCCGAAUAAAGGAAGCAAUAUUCAUGAGAUCGGUGAUGCAGAUGCUGUAACGUCUUCGAAUUUUGAUCGAGUUCGUGCUUCUGAAUUGGAUUCUGCUGAGUUACUUACUAUAAAAGAAGAUGUUAAGACUGCAGACAUAAUCUCAGAAGCUGCAGUUCUGCAAUUUGUCCCUUGCAUUCGUUCCGGUAGUUUUUCCGACAUUGGGCCACGUAGAUACAUGGAAGAUGAACAUAUAAGGAUAGAUGAAUUGACUUCUCAUCUAGGAUCACUAUAUAAAUUUCCUAAACCAAGUGCCUUUUACGGGGUGUUUGAUGGUCAUGGAGGACCUGAAGCAGCAGCUUAUAUGAGAAAAAAUGUUAUAAAAUUCUUCUUUGAGGAUGUCAAUUUCCCUCAGACAUCUGAAGUUGAUAACAUAUUUUUACAAGAGGUAGAGAAUUCCCUCAGAAAGGCUUUUCUUUUGGCGGACUCGGCUAUGGCUGAUGAUUGCAGUGUGAACACUUCUUCAGGGACCACAGCUCUUACUGCUAUGAUAUUUGGAAGACUUCUAAUGGUGGCCAACGCUGGUGACUGUCGAGCAGUUCUCAGUCGGAAAGGAGAGGCCAUUGAUAUGUCUCAAGAUCACCGGCCUAUUUAUCCAUUAGAGCGGAAACGAGUUGAAGAAUUGGGUGGAUAUGUAGAAGAUGGUUACCUAAAUGGCGUUUUAUCAGUUACCAGAGCAUUAGGGGACUGGGACAUGAAGUUACCUAGGGGUGCUCCCUCACCUUUGAUUGCAGAGCCCGAGUUUCGUCAAAUGGUUCUAACAGAUGACGACGAAUUCCUCAUCAUAGGAUGCGAUGGCAUCUGGGAUGUGAUGUCAAGCCAGCAUGCCGUUAGCCUUGUACGUAAAGGGUUGAGGAGGCACGAUGACCCAGAUAAGUGUGCCAGAGAUCUAGUUAUGGAGGCAUUACGCCUCAAUACAUUCGACAAUCUCACAGUGAUCAUUAUAUGUCUCUCUUCCAUUGACCACGGGGAGUCAGAGCCAUCCCCUCCUCCCCAAAGGAAAUUGAGAUGCUGCAGCCUCUCUGCAGAGGCUCUUUGUAGCUUGAGAAAUUUGUUGGAAGGAAGUGCUAGCAACUGA